AUGGCACCCACUCUGAAUGUUAAAGGAAGUGAUUCCGGGACAGCGCGAAUCCUCGGUUCGGGUGCCUCAGGUGUCGCAGAGCUACUGGUCUUCCACCCUGUGGACACUGUUUCGAAGCGACUCAUGAGUAACAAGUCCAAGGUGUCCUUUUCGACACUUUCCGCCAUCAUAUUCAGAGACUACGCUACAGCGCCUUUGGGGAGAAAGCUGCUCUCGCUUUUUCCUGGUCUUGGUUAUGCUGCGGGCUACAAGAUCACCCAACGUAUAUAUAAAUAUGGUGGGCAGCCUUGGUUCAGCGACAUUCUUUCAAGAAACUAUAAGACGAACUUUACGAAUACAUUUGGGGAGAGAAAGGGCAAGAUGAUGCUCCAGGCGACAGCCGGAAGCUUGACUGGGAUUGGUGAAGUUGUUCUCCUUCCUCUGGAUGCUCUCAAAAUCAAACGCCAAGUUAACCCCGAAGCAUUUAGGGGGCGAGGAGUGAUCCGGAUUUUCAUGGAGGAAGGCACUACUCUUUAUCGAGGAUGGGGAUGGACAGUGGCGCGGAAUGCGCCGGGCAGCUUUGCACUUUUUGGUGCGUCAGCAGCGACGAAGGAAUACAUGUUUGGUAUCCAGGACUACCACAAGGCGACUUGGGGACAGAAUUUUGUUGCCUCAGUUGCUGGAGCGGUCGCAUCCAUCACUGUCGCUGCGCCUCUCGACACAGUCAAGACUCGCAUUCAAAACGCCAACUUUGAGAGCAAGGUUAGCGGCGUCACGGUUGUGAAGGAUCUAAUCAAGAAUGAGGGGCCGACAGCCCUAUUCAAAGGCCUUACACCUAAGAUCUUAGUUGUCGGCCCGAAGCUUGUUUUCAGUUAUACCCUGGCACAAUCACUCAUUCCAUGGUUCUCCCAAUAUGUCUAG
Messenger RNA from Fibroporia radiculosa, 900 nucleotides. RefSeq lists its product as uncharacterized. Gene Ontology annotation, molecular function: guanine nucleotide transmembrane transporter activity. NCBI's taxonomy places the organism in Eukaryota, Fungi, Basidiomycota, Agaricomycetes, Polyporales, Fibroporiaceae. Gene Ontology annotation, cellular component: mitochondrion. The record is from RefSeq and is a predicted model, not a curated record. The transcript is spliced from 7 exons. Bases 1 to 900 code for a protein of 299 amino acids.